AUGGAGGAACCUCCUACAGAGAGCAUCCACCACUUCUUCAAUCAGCUGUGGAGCUUUGUGGAGGAGAAACACAAGGAAGGUGUCCACAACACCGUCUGCCUGGUGGUCCUCCUCACUCUCCCACUCCUGGUCCUUCUCACCACCUUGCUGGUGUGCUGCCACUGCUGCUGCUGUCGCCAUGCCAACAGAUGCUGCUGUCCAUGUGCGGGAGAAGGAGGAGGAGGAGGUCAGACUGCAGCGUUGGAAUCGAAGAAGAAGAAGAAGAAAAAAAAUUCAAACAAUAAUGAGGAUUUGUGGAUUUCGGUCAAGACGGGGCAGAUGACACCCGAUCGGGUCGCUUUGCCGGUGGAGUAG
Nerophis lumbriciformis (worm pipefish) is the source of this 354-nucleotide messenger RNA. NCBI's taxonomy places the organism in Eukaryota, Metazoa, Chordata, Actinopteri, Syngnathiformes, Syngnathidae. The record is from RefSeq and is a predicted model, not a curated record.